Molecule: messenger RNA, 1579 nt
Organism: Gymnogyps californianus (California condor)
Lineage: Eukaryota; Metazoa; Chordata; Aves; Accipitriformes; Cathartidae
Gene: CYTH4
Product: cytohesin 4
Exons: 13
Coding region: 11-1231 (406 amino acids)
Biological process (GO): regulation of ARF protein signal transduction
Molecular function (GO): guanyl-nucleotide exchange factor activity
Source: RefSeq, a predicted model, not a curated record
GCUCUUCAGGAUGGACUUUUGUCCCGCUGGGUCAACUGACUUGAGUGAGGCUGAAGAGGCUGAAAUAGAGACAAUCAGGCAGCACAGACAGGAGCUUUUGGAGGACAUUAAGAAGCUGAAGGAAGAGAUUGCCGAAGUGUUUGCAGAGAUUGAGUGCUUCCAAAAUGCGGAGGAGAGGCAAGAGGCAGACAAUAAUCGUGGGGAGCAGACCAGCAAACUAUCACAGAGAGAUAAAACUCUGUCCCUGGGCCGGAAGAAAUUCAACAUGGACCCUGCAAAGGGGAUCCAGUACCUGAUUGAGCAUGAGGUACUGUCCUCAGACCUGCAGGACAUCGCCAAAUUCCUCCACAAGGGUGAAGGCCUGAACAAGACAGCCAUUGGCGAUUACCUGGGUGGGAGGGACCCCACAAACAUUCAGAUCCUCCAAGCCUUUGUGGCAUGUCACCAGUUUGCCAACCUCAACCUGGUGCAGGCACUGAGACAGUUUCUAUGGAGCUUCCGGCUGCCUGGGGAAGCGCAGAAGAUUGACCGGAUGAUGGAGGCCUUUGCCAACUGGUACUGCAAGUGUAACCCAGGAGUAUUCCAGUCCACAGAUACCUGUUAUAUACUCUCCUUCUCUAUCAUCAUGCUUAACACCAGCCUGCACAACCCCAAUGUGAAAGACAAACCCCCCUUUGAAAGGUUUGUAUCCAUCAACAGAGGCAUUGACAAUGGAGGGGACCUGCCAGAAGAGCUCUUAAAGAAUCUGUUUGAGAGCAUAAAGAACGAGCCAUUCUCCAUACCAGAGGAUGAUGGGAACGACCUCACGCAUACUUUCUUCAACCCUAACCAUGAGGGCUGGCUCCUGAAACUAGGAGGACGUGUGAAAACCUGGAAACGCCGUUGGUUCAUUCUGACUGAUAACUGCCUGUACUACUUUGAAUAUACCACGGACAAAGAGCCUUUGGGCAUUAUCCCCCUGGAAAACCUAUCAGUCCGGAAGGUGGAUGAUCCCAAAAAGCCAAACUGCUUUGAGCUCUUCAAUCCCAACUGCAAAGGGCAGAAGAUCAAAGCCUGCAAAACAGAUGGGGAUGGGAAGGUGGUUGAAGGCAAGCAUCAGUCCUACAAGAUCUCAGCAGCCACACCAGCAGAACGUGAUAAGUGGAUUGAGGCAAUACGCACCAGCAUCACACAGGAUCCUUUCUAUGAUCUGGUCUCUGCCCGAAAGAAAAAGAUUGCCAGCAAAAACUGACCCCUGACCUGGUCACUGCCAGCAGGAAGAUGUAUUUUGGACAGCUUCCCUCCCAUGCUGGGCUCUUCCAGUGAAGAAAUUGGGGAACAUUGGUUCCCUCUGCCUCCCACUUAGCAGGAAGAUGACUGACAGAACACCUUGCCAGAUUUGCUUCUUCCCUUUCCAAACUGAAGGCAGAGGCACAGGGUACAAUCCACUGAGGACUGUCAGAACUGUGGGCAUGGCGUUUCCGAUGUCUGAACAUAAAGGAUCAACAGCAACUGGCCUUUGGGUUCUCCCAUAUAGCCCCAGGCACGUAGGACAGGAUUUGAGAGGAGACAAGAAUGUCUCCAGAAUGUCUCCAGCCAC